GAUAAGAUAAAUAAUACUAGUGAAGUUAAUAACCAUGGAAAUUGAAUUAGUUUCUAGAGAAAUUAUCAAACCUUCAUCCCCAACUCCUUCCCACCUUAGAAUAUAUCCACUUUCUUUCAUAGACAACAUGUUUGUGUGUAAUGUUCCACUACUCUUCUUUUACAACCCAAAUGAGAGUAGUGACCAAGAUUCAAAAAUAUCACAACUCAAAAAAUCAUUAUCUCAUCUUCUAUCCAAAUACUAUAUUUUUUCUGGCAGGCUAAAAGAUAAAAUUACUAUUGAAUGUAACGAUCAAGGUGUUCCAUUUCUUGUGACAAAGAUAAAAAGCAAACUAUCACAUCUCCUUGAACACCCAGAAGAAAACUUUUUGAACCAUUUGUUCGCUGAUGGAUUGCAAUGGAAAGACGGAGAUCCGAGUUCAGCUUUCAUAGCCAUUCAAAUCAAUUGUUUUGAAUGUGGAGGAAUCGCUAUAAGUAUCUGCAUGAAUCACAAAUGUGGGGAUGCUUCCACAUUUAUCACUUUCAUGAGGGAAUGGGCCAUUAUAAAUAAAAAAUUAGAAGAAGAAAAAGGAGAAGAGUCGGUAAUAUUACCCUUUCCUUUACAUGAGGGAGGAUCUUCAAUUUUUCCACAAAAAAACUUACCUAUUUUACCAGAAUCUGUACACAAUAGACAGAAGAAUGUGGCGUGUAAAAGGUUUGUAUUUCAACCAUCUAUAAUUAAGUUUCUUAAGGAAUUGGCAACUUCUAGUUCUGUACUUUUUCCCUCACGGGUGCUAGUUGUAAAAGCUUGGAUUUAUAAGCAUGCAGUUUCAUCAAUCGGAUUAGAUUUCAAGACAUUACCGUUUCUCAUGGCUGUAGACCUUCGCAAAAGAAUGGUUCCUCCUUUAUCUGAAAAUUGUGUGGGAAAUAUAAUUUGGUUUUCAUCUAUGUUUGCUGAUAAGGAGGAAAUGGAGUUGAAAGAUUUGGUAUGCAAAAUAAAACAAGGAUUGUCAGAAUUUUGUGACACUUAUCCAAAAUUAUUUGGAGGGAAUAAUUUUUCGUUGUUAUCUGAGUUUAUGAAUAAAGCUAUUGAUCUUAAAUCUAAGACAAGAGAUGUGAUUGGUUUUAGUAGUUGGUGUAAUUUUCCAAUAUAUGAAGUGGAUUUUGGAUGGGGAAAACCAACAUGGGUUACUACUUGUGGUAGUCCUUGGAAGAAUUUCAUAAUUCUGAUGGAUAGAAAAGAUGGGAAGGGGAUUGAUGCGAUUGUGAGCUUGGAAGAGAAUCACAUGACUAAAUUUGAGCAUGAAUAUUUGGAGCUUCUUUGAUGUGCCUCUCAUAAGAUUGUGACAAACUCAUAGAUUUCUACUUUUGAUUAUUAUUGGGAGGAUAUCAUAAUUUUGUAUUUUUUAUUGAUUACAUGUUUGGUUUGGUUUGGAAUGAUAACUUAUAUCAGUUGUAAUUUUUGAUUUUUUUUAC
Molecule: messenger RNA, 1454 nt
Organism: Lathyrus oleraceus (garden pea)
Lineage: Eukaryota; Viridiplantae; Streptophyta; Magnoliopsida; Fabales; Fabaceae
Product: stemmadenine O-acetyltransferase
Exons: 1
Coding region: 35-1303 (422 amino acids)
Source: RefSeq, a predicted model, not a curated record